AUGCAAGAGUCAGUCCAAGCAAAGACGAUUUCUUGUACCGAUGCAGUCAAGGUCUCACAAAUCGUGAUGAUCGCCUUGGUUAUGGUGGGAUCCAUGAUAGGGAACAGCAUGAUAUGUGUUUUACUCAUUAGGUUUAAGACUCUACGAACAGUGACGAAUGUUUUGAUCGCGAACUUAGCUGUCGUCGACAUCCUCAACGCUGUGACCAACAUGCCUCUCAUGAUCAUGUGGUACAUCUGUAAAGUGCCUUAUCUAAAUGGACGUGCAACAUCUUGGUUCAUUGUGACUUGGUACGUGCUGCUCAUGUACCUCAUAGUGUUCAAUCUUACUGCGAUGACAAUGGACCGCUUUGGAGCCAUCGUCCACAGCAUUUGGUAUUACUCAUGGAAGUCAGUUAAAAAGGCGAAGGUAGCUGUGUUAAUGGUAUGGAUUCUUGCCGCUGCCUAUACGUAUGGAAUGUUUGUUUUGGGUUUGGAUAUUGAUCUUGGAGACGCCCCUGUUUUGGUUUACAGGAAACACUAUUUCAAAAAUUUCGGAAGGCUUUUCAUCAUUCCUGGAUACCUCGUUCCGUUCACGAUUAUGCUCUGCGCGGGUGCAUACAUUUGGUAUUCUGUGCACCAACACAACAAACGUAUCUCUGCGUUUUGUUCGAUUGGGAAGCGCUUUAAAAACGACGUGAAAACUGCGAAGACGAUAUGUUUAACUGUGAUGGCGUUUCUCCUGAUGGGUGUUUUACCGAUGUUGUUACACAACAUCUCCAAAAUCCAUGGUACAUGGUCUCAUUUCCUCGCGUAUUUCCUCGGGCAUUUGAACGGCAUGGCGAAUCCUAUUAUCUAUGCACUUAAGACUCAGAGGUAGGAAUAUUGUACCAGUCACUACAUUACAAUGUUUCAUAAUAAAAUCAAGGCGUGAGACUUUGAUAGCCCUCCAUGGGUAAUAAGUAGUUAGUUAGCGGAGAAUCUCUCAGCUCAUGGAAACAACAAUUCAGAAUUGAUAAAAAUGGAUGACAGUCCUCUAAUAUCAUUUCUUUGAAAAGUGCCCAUUUUUCAUCUCCAAAACUCAUAUGACUUAUUAUUCUCAGCUGUAUGCAGUAUUUGACAUACCUGGGAAUUGUUUGAGAAAUGAUUUAUCCCCUUACAUCGUGUGCAGCAUUCGAUGCAUAAUGCACGGAUGAUGUACAUUAAGUUUACUUCUUUUCACAGAUUUCGCAAAGCUUUUGUGUUGCUCUUUAAGGAUCCUUUGGGAAAGUCACAGCCUCAGAUGACUUCAAAUAAUCCGACAGAUCUAUGUGCCCUUUCAAGAAUCGCUCUACACAAUACAGACGUCUGCAGAAAGAUCAACUAUAUAUAA
Messenger RNA from Pocillopora meandrina, 1350 nucleotides. NCBI's taxonomy places the organism in Eukaryota, Metazoa, Cnidaria, Anthozoa, Scleractinia, Pocilloporidae. The record is from the annotation of a GenBank genome assembly.